Ornithodoros turicata is the source of this 2823-nucleotide messenger RNA. RefSeq lists its product as uncharacterized. The record is from RefSeq and is a predicted model, not a curated record. The coding region runs from base 1 to 2823 and encodes 940 amino acids. The transcript has a single exon. NCBI's taxonomy places the organism in Eukaryota, Metazoa, Arthropoda, Arachnida, Ixodida, Argasidae.
AUGAGGACUCCGGCAUCUGAGAACCUGCCGGGCUGUACGUCCCGCCUGCAUGUCCUCGACUUGACGACCCCUGCAACCGACCAGUGCGGGUUACGCCCCUGCAGUCCUAUAUACAACCUGCAGCCCCGUAGCCCUUUACACUGCGGGGAGGGACCGGUUUCUAUAUCCUCUGUGAGGAUGCCGACCCCUGGGACGACACCUGCCGCAUGCACGGAAGAGCCCAACGUGGACAACGAUGCCGGAAGCCCGCCCGCGGCCAUCGGACACCGACAGCCUGAACGGAGCGAUAGCGACAUGACCGUAUUCUUCCCCCUACCUGACCACUUUUGCUGCACCGAAAUGGAGUGCUCAAGAGCCUUCAGAAGCGAAGCCUGGACCUCCCAGAGGGCUUCCCUGAAGCGACACCUGGAACAAGAACGCGGCAUACGAAUAUCAUCCUUUACAUAUGCGUGCUCAACAUGCUCGGCAUCACUUGGCAAACGACCAACGCAGCAAAUGGCGCAGCACGUGUGCUCACGUCGGCAAACAGCCAACAGCCGCAAGAGGUCCUUCGCCUUCAAGUGCAGUCGCUGUGGUGUCAGCUUCCCAUCACGAAAAGGGCGAGAUAACCACGAAAGCAUGCACCGACGACGAGAAGCACGUGAGCGUCUCACCACGGAUCGAAGACCCUCGGGCCACGCCACGUGGCCUCCCUGUGACAAUGCCGCUACCACGGAACCGUGCCGGACCCCCGGCGAUUCAAGCUGCUUGGAGCCCUUCUCCCACAGCGAACACGACAGCUUACCUCACUCGGAGUCACGUAGGCCCCGACUUCCAAAUGACGAGCCAAUUGCACGAGAUGCAGCUGCGUGUGCGUCUCAGGGCUCCUUACCCUCAACAUGCACUAUCUCCAAGGCGCCGUCCGACGAAGCAGCAAGGAACACCCCGAGUGAUGCAACGAUGCACUCCCACACGCCUAACCUGGACAACAUGUCGGAACAAUCUCCCUCAAACACUGAUCCCGAAGCUUUCCGGGAGCAUCGGUCCGAGAAUCAUCACCAUGAACUUCCCGCUGAGUGCGCCUCCGCAGAAGCAACCGAGGAGAUGCCCGUACCAGACAAUGCAGAAGAACGUCCAACUAUGGAUAAUACAUCCACAGCAAACAGCACGAUCCACAUUAACAACCAACCAGAGCUCGAGCAGGAUGCCGGGUACAGGGCUUCCCUCACGAGCACUGCAGGCGAGGAAGGCACGCAGACACAGGAGGAAAAUGUACCAAGAACAAGUGGAGUGGAGGAACCACUGAUACGCAGUAAUGACAUGUACGUGCUUGCUGAGCAUCUAAACGCCCUCCGCGGCAUCAACCAUGACCCAGUGAAUGACACGACCUGGAAGCGCUUUGAAGACAUUCUGGAGAAUACAACGAAAGCCGUAUCAGAAUUUGUCAGGCUUCCGGCUCCCAGAAGCGGCACGUACCGCCCUAUCAACGUAGGCAACCCCAAAGAUAUACAAGCCUGCUACAGACGAAACCGCCGGCAAGCGGUUCGUCUCAUCGCCAACGGCCCACCCUCACCAUGCGACGUCGGAAUGACUGAGACCACCCGACACUUUCAAACCGUGUGGGACCACCGUGAACACGACAGCCCAGGAAUAGAAAGGCCCAAGGCACCAGAAGAGGUGAACCUGAGCCCCUUUACAUCGGAGGAGGUAGAGAGCCGUCUCAAGAAAUGCGAAAAUACCGCUCCCGGGGAUGACAGGCUCACCUACAGGCACUGGCGUUCCGCUGACCCCCACUGCCGAUUCCUCGCAGCAACCUUCAACCUGUGCCUGAAGUACCGGAGAGUGCCAACCUGCUGGAAGACGUCACGGACAAUACUAAUACACAAGAAAGGGGACCGCGCAGACCUGACAAAUUGGAGGCCGAUAUCUCUUGGCAGCACCCUUGGGAAACUCUACACUGGCUGUCUCGCGUCACGGCUAAGAGCAUGGAUCCUGGAGAACGAUGUGCUCUCACAAUGCCAAAAGGGUUUCCUCCCCUACGAUGGUGUCCUGGAGCACAAUUUUAUCCUCCAGGAACGACUAGACCAGGCUCGAACAAGGAAGGAACUGUGCCUGGCCUUCUUGGAUUUUGCCAAUGUUUUCGGGUCCGUUCCCCACGGAUGCCUGAUCGACGGAACCAGCGCCGCAGGAGCCGGGAAUACGUUCUCCAAGAUAGUGAAAGACCUCUACACCAACAACGAGGCGUCAGUGAUCUGCAGCGAAGGCACAACACCGCUCAUACCCGUGAACGCUGGAAUACGACAAGGAUGCCCUCUGAGUGGCCUACUGUUCAAUCUGGUGAUUGAUCCGUUGGUGCGUCAAGUGCAAGGCCAGGGCAGCGAGCACCGCAUACUAGCAUAUGCUGACGACAUAACACCAAUGGCGGCUUCACCCGAAGAGCUUCAAGAUCACCUGGACCUUAUCAGCCGCCUAGCGUGGAAAAUUGGCCUCUCCCUCAACCCUACCAAAUGUAGAACGAUGCACCUCUCAGGAGUGCAACCAGUUGGACUGAGGCCCACACAGUUUUUCAUCGAAGGGAUGCCAGUGCAACCAAUAAGAGAAUACGAAUCUUUCAAGUAUCUCGGCAGAUCCGUCGGCUUCAACCCACUACCCGACAACAGCACCAUUGACGAUGCAGUGGAACUGGGCCGCAAGAUCUUGACCUCAGUGCUAGCGCCCUGGCAACGAAUGUAUGCUGUCAAGACGUUCCUGUUCCCUGGACUUAAUUUCGCCAUGCGCAUGGGAUCGAACUCCAAAAGCGACUGGAAGCGUCUUGACAGUGCACUCCGCCCCCUCAUCAGGUAG